AUGGAUCGUCAGUCGGCGCAGCUCGAAAACUUUAUACUCAAUUUCAGACUCGAGAACCGGUUCAUCUACAGAGAUCAAGUGCGAGAAAACGCCCUCCUCAAGCAAUACUAUUGUGAUAUCAACAUCAACGACUUGAUCAAUUACAAUGAAGAGCUGGCGCAUAAGCUCGUCAACGAGCCCGGCGAGGUCAUCCCUCUAUUCGAGUCAGCGCUUAAGAAGUGCUCGAUGCGCAUCAUCUUCCCCCUUGAAGGCAAGGUCGAGCUUCCCGAACACCAACUUCUUCUCCACUCCGAUGCCGACAACACGUCCAUCAGAAAUCUUGACUCCAUGACCAUCUCGAAGCUUGUGAGGGUUCCCGGUAUCGUCAUCGGCGCCUCCGUUACCUCCUCCAAAGCGACCCUUAUCGUCGCUCAGUGCCGCACCUGCCAGCAUUCUCAGACGAUACCCGUCACCGGUGGCUUCACCGGUGUGUCCCUGCCUCGCAUGUGCUCCAGGCAGCGCGUGCCCAACGACCCGACCCCCAAGUGUCCGAUGGACCCUUACUUUGUCCUCCACGAGAGGUCGCAGUUCGUUGACCAACAAAUUAUCAAGCUCCAGGAAGCUCCGGAUCAGGUACCCGUCGGUGAACUUCCCAGACACGUGCUCAUCUCGGCAGACCGGUACUUGACCAACCGUGUGGUCCCAGGAUCGCGAUGCACCGUCACGGGUGUCUUUUCUAUCUACCAGAACAAGAGCUCGCGAAACAACUCUACGAGCGGUGCUAUCGCCAUCAGGACCCCAUACCUGAGGGCCGUUGGUAUCCAGACCGACCUAGACAAGACGGCCAAGGGCAGUUCCACGUUCACCGAGGAGGAAGAACAGGAGUUCCUCGAGCUCAGCAGGCGGAAGGACAUCUAUGAAGUUCUCACAGAUUGCAUCGCGCCCUCCAUCUACGGCAACCGCGAUAUCAAGAAGGCAGUUUUGUGCGACAUCAACGUCCUCCUCCUCGGUGACCCCGGUACGGCCAAGUCCCAGAUCCUAAAGUUUGUAGAGCGUGUGGCCCCCAUCUCCAUCUACACGUCCGGCAAGGGUUCGUCUGCCGCCGGUUUGACGGCCUCGGUGCAACGUGACCAGUCGACGCGAGAGUUCUACCUGGAGGGCGGUGCCAUGGUGCUCGCGGAUGGCGGCGUGGUCUGCAUCGACGAAUUUGACAAGAUGCGAGACGAGGACCGUGUGGCCAUCCACGAAGCCAUGGAGCAGCAGACCAUUUCCAUCGCCAAGGCAGGCAUCACCACCAUUCUCAACUCGAGGACGUCGGUGCUUGCGGCGGCCAAUCCCAUCUUUGGAAGAUAUGACGACAUGAAGUCUCCCGGCGAGAACAUUGAUUUCCAGACCACCAUCUUGUCUCGUUUUGAUAUGAUCUUCAUCGUCAAAGAUGAGCAUAGUCGAGCAAAGGAUGAGAGUCUUGCCAAGCACGUUAUGAGCAUUCAGAUGGGUGGUCGGCGGGUGGAUGAUACCUCCGAGGCUGAGAUUCCAGUUGAAAAGAUGAAGCGAUACAUAAGCUACUGCAGGUCACGCUGCGCCCCGCGCCUCAGCUCUGAAGCCGCCGAGAAACUCUCUUCCCACUUCGUCUCCAUCCGGCGACAGGUCAAGUCGGCGGAGAAGGAGAUGGAUGUCCGCUCCUCGAUUCCCAUUACGGUGCGUCAGCUGGAGGCCAUUGUCCGCAUAAGCGAAGCUCUAGCCAAGUUCACGCUCUCACCCGUGGCGACCGAGACGCACGUGGACGAGGCCAUCCGCCUGUUCCUAUGCUCGACCAUGGACGCGGUGAACCAAGGCAGCAAUCAGGGCAACAGGGAACUCAACGAUGAGGUCAGCAGGCUAGAGGGAGAGCUCAAGAGGAGGCUCCCCAUCGGCUGGAGCACGAGCCUGGCGACGCUUAGACGCGAGAUGGUGGAGGGCAAGGGAUACACGGAGCAGGGGCUAAACAGGGCGCUGCUCAUGAUGCAGAGGAGGGACACCAUCAUGUUCAGGAACCAAGGCCAGCAAGUGUACAGGAAUGCGGUCUAA
Molecule: messenger RNA, 2046 nt
Organism: Parascedosporium putredinis
Lineage: Eukaryota; Fungi; Ascomycota; Sordariomycetes; Microascales; Microascaceae
Source: the annotation of a GenBank genome assembly